Molecule: messenger RNA, 4568 nt
Organism: Eupeodes corollae
Lineage: Eukaryota; Metazoa; Arthropoda; Insecta; Diptera; Syrphidae
Gene: Orai
Product: calcium release-activated calcium channel protein 1
Exons: 4
Coding region: 1457-2443 (328 amino acids)
Biological process (GO): store-operated calcium entry
Cellular component (GO): membrane
Molecular function (GO): store-operated calcium channel activity
Source: RefSeq, a predicted model, not a curated record
GUAGGUUUUGUUAUUUUUGUUUUGUUUAAAUUUAUUAUUUUUGUUCAUGCUUUGGUUUUGUGGGUUGUCUGUCUGUCGGCUGCAUUGUCUUGUUGUGUUUUCUCAGCGUGUGAUCGGUUCGGUACAUUCAACCAAGCACCCUUAAUGGGUGCAAACCUCAUCAUUGUUCGCUUCUAACUUGUGUAAAUAGAAACAAAAGAAAAAAAAACUAAAGUUCGUCAAGACCACCGAUCUGAUCUUGCGCCAAAAAAGUAAUAAGUAAAGAUAAAAUAGACUGUAAAACAGACACAUUUUGUUUAUAUAGUGCCGGCUGUAAAAGAUAUUAAAUUUCAUCAAGAUACUAUAAACUCUAUCUUCUCGUAUCUUUGUAAAAGAUAAGAUUUGCUCAAUUCUACGAGUACCUAUAAAAUUCUCAAAUUGUGCAGAAGUGAGUUGAAUCUUUAAACAAAAAUACCAUCGUCAUCAUCAUCUUUCGCGUCUCUUACCGCCGCCCUCGACUUUCGUUUGCAACUCCAACUUAAACCAAAUGCAGAUACAUUUUGUGUGCUUGGAAUUCAUAAGUGCAUUUGGAGUUGAACUUCAUAGCUAGCUGUUUGUAGACAAGACACAGAUAGAUAGAUUCCUAUACUCCCGCGAGUGCAACGACUUUUUCGGCUAAAGACUUUCUGUUUCGGUUUCUGUUUCUGAGUGACUGUUGGUGAGUGUGUGUUCUUUGGAGUUUCAACACAGAAUUUUCUUCCAAAGUUAAAUAUGAAAUGACCAACCAGGCCGGUUGCUUCCACUUGAGUUGUUUCCUCUUCUGAAAGUUAUAUAUCUUGAAAAGAAAUGCAUUUUGGCGCGUCGUCAUCAUCGUAGUGGUCGUCGUCAUCGUAGUGGUCGUCGUCAUCGUUGUCGUCGUGAACAUAACUCUAGAUACAUAGAUAUCAACCUUAAGAGAGUUUCUUUGUACACUCGUAGUUACUUUUUUUGUAUUGUUGUUGCUUUAUAAUUCUGGUUAUAAAAAGUGUUAUUGGUUUUACCCCGUUAUAUAUUUUUUAUUAAAUGUUGGCCAAUUUAUUUAUUUCCACGAGUUUUUGAUUAAGUGGCACACACAAGGAAGUGGGAUAGGUGUACAACGACGGCGGACGCGUAAGCAGUGAACUUAAUUCGAAAAGAGAAAGAGUUUUAAAAAAUAAUAUAAAUAUCUCUAGAACAACCAUCAUCAUUAUCAUCAUCAUCAACAACAACUGGUUAAUCGAAAUUAAUUUAUAAAUAUAAAAAAAGGGAAACAAAUAAAAACAGCAACAACAACAAACAAAUAUAAAAGAUACAAAUAACCCUACUCAUUGAUUGGAUUGCAUUCUCACUCCCUGUUUGUCUGUGCUGCUGUUGCUGCUGCUGCUGCUGCUCAUCCCUGCUCCGCUCAGUUCUGUGCAUAUAUCGAUUUAAUUCCUCCUGGAAUUCCUGUUAAAUCGCAAUGUCAGUGUGGACCACAACAACAUCUGGCAUAGAGACUGCCCUUGGAGCACUUGGAACUCCAACUAACAUAAAUGGAAAAUCAUCAAGUCUACAUCAAAUAAAUGGAUCAACAUUAAUUUUGCCAGCAUCUUCACAAAAUAACCCGAAUUUGCAAUCGGCAGCUGCGAGUCUACAUCAUCAAAUCAGUAACAACAACAAUAUCGCCUCUGUUCAGUCGCAGAUCUCGAUUUUAGCCAACUGGAAGAGGAACAGCCAGUCUCAGUCUCAGCAGCAACUCUAUCAGCAACAACAACAGUACAACAAUAAGCCUAGGCGUACCGCCAGCAGCAGUAUGUCACAGUCCGGAGAGGAUCUUCAUUCGCCCAGUUAUCUAUCAUGGAGGAAGUUGCAGCUAAGUCGAGCCAAACUCAAGGCCUCAAGUAAGACAUCAGCCUUGUUGUCCGGUUUUGCAAUGGUUGCAAUGGUUGAAGUUCAACUAAAUAACGACACACAAGUACCUGCGGGAAUGCUUGUUGCAUUCGCCAUCUGUACAACCCUGCUCGUUGCAGUCCACAUGCUAGCUCUGAUGAUUAGUACGUGUAUACUGCCAAAUAUCGAAGUUGUUUGCAAUCUCCACAGUAUCUCACUUGUCCACGAAUCACCGCACGAACGUCUCCAUUGGUACAUCGAAACAGCCUGGGCCUUCUCCACCCUGCUCGGUCUGAUAUUGUUCCUUCUCGAAAUAGCAAUUCUUUGUUGGGUGAAGUUCUACGAUCUAAGUCAACCAGCAGCUUGGUCUGCGUGUAUUGUCCUCAUCCCGGUUUUGGUUAUUUUUCUUGCUUUUGCCAUACACUUCUAUCGUUCACUGGUCACCCACAAAUACGAGGUCACAGUGUCGGGAAUAAGAGAAUUGGAAAUUCUCAAAGAACAAAUGGAACAAGAUCACAUGGAUCAUCAUCAUCGUAACAAUGGACUUAAUUAUGGAGCCAGUGGUGAAAUUGUUUAAUAAUUAUUUUAUGUAAAUUUUUGUAGUAUAGAAUUUUCUCGUAGCAAAAAAAUAAUCGCUACUUAAAAGUUUUAAACAAAACAUAAAAACAAACAAACGAUUUAAAUGUGAUAUUUGAAAAUGAGUGUAAAAGCUGUGUGACGCCGAUGAUCACUUAAAUUGUGAGACCUACUUCUAUAAGUUUCCUGCAAAUAAAAAACAAAUAAUGAACCAUAUUAAUUUUAUACAUAAAAAAGAUAUAAACAAAAUAAUUAAAUUGUAAUAACUCAACAAAAAAAAACCAGAGGAAAAACAAAAACAUUUAAAAGUACAGUCAAAACAGAUUAAAUUCAAUCCAGACAAGAGCGAAGGCUUCACUAGAUUCUUUUUAUGUUACUCGAUACUGAAACGGAUUCAGAAUAGGAAAAGGGUCGAUAGCUAUGUAAACCCAUUCCCCUUUACUUUCUCGUGUAGCCUCAAAAGAAGUUUCUUAAUCGUACACUAAAUUAAAAGUUUUCCUUCUCCAGGGCUUUUUUUUUCCGAAAGACACAAAUUUAUUGGUUAAGAGCCUUUAAAACGCGGAGGACGGAAAGUUUGGAAACAAUUAUUAAACAUUUCAAGACCCGUGCCUGCUUAUUGGUUACUUGGUUAGUGCGUCGGACUGUCUUGCCAAGGUCUACCAGUGGUAUUUAAAAGUUCUUCUUUUACGUGUACUGCCUCUGCGAGGAAUUGGAAAAUUCUCCAUCAGUUAGUUUUAUCAAGAAUGGUGCCUUCAAGUUCAACAGAAACUUUAUGUCACCUCCAUUGGCAUUCCUCGCAAACAGCGUCGGACUGUCUUGCCAAGGUCUACCAGUGGUAUUUGAAAGUUCUUCUUUUACGUGAACUGCCUCUGCGAGGAAUUGGAAAAUUUUCCAUCAGUUAGUUUUAUCAAGAAGAGUGCCUUCAAGUUCGACAGAAAUUUUGGCAUUCCUCGCAAACAGGAAAGUUUGCGAGUCGAAAGUCAUUUGGAUUUAGUUUUUUACAAGUUAGAGUACUAGUAAAUUUUGAUUUUAAAACCUUUAUAAGCUAAGAAGCCCUGAUUUAAAAAAGGCAAAAGCCACAAAAUAAUAGAAAAAGCAAUGGUUAAGGAAAUACUUUUAAUUUAGUUUUUAUGCUCAAGGAGUUGAGUACUGAAAAAUAAUAAAAAUCAAGUUUUUUAAUAAAUUUAUUACGAUGUAGAAAACCAAUUUUGACUGUACUCGAAAUGCUAAUGUGAUAAAUUACUAAGCAACAAUACUAAGAAAAACAGUAUUGGCCUUAAUAAAUAUUGUCAUCGAAGAAUUUUUAUACUUUUUUUUAAAUUAAUUUUGUUCAACCUUAAAUUUUUAUUUAAAUAGGAGAAUAUACUUAAAAUUUAUUUAAAUUGUUCUUAAAAUUAAUUUUACCCUAAAGACACAAAACCUAGUUUAUAUAUUUAUGUAACAUAAAUGUAAUUUAAUAUAGAUAUUUUUCUAAAGUUGAUUAUUUUGAAACGCGUUCUUAUGAUUUAUUUUGGGAUUGUGAGAUUGUAAAUUUUCAAUAGAGUUUAAAUAUGUAAGUAGUUGGCAUUUCUAUUGCCGUUUUUUGAUUGUCAAUUCGUUAGUUUUGACUAAUUGUAAGAUUGUUUGUAGUUAAACUAUAUGACUUCUUGAUAUUGACCUCAUUACUUGCAAUAGAUGUGUGUAUACUUAUUUAUAGUCUUCCUUUAAAGACAUAUUUUGUAUGUAUUUUUAAAUUUAUAGAUUUAUAGAUAUUUAUAUUUUGUAUCUAAAAUAGUUUUCACUGCAAUUGUUAAAAUUGUUAUUAUUUUUUUAUUUUGUAUAAUUAUGUAUAAAGAUAUCAUUCAAAUUCCUUGUAACUCGAUUUUAGACAUUAAUUAGUACGACAUAAAUAGAACUGUGUUCAAAUUACUUGGAGCUGAAUUCAUGUCCUUCUACAAAAAACAAAACUUAAUAUAUUAAAAUUCAAAGAGUCUUAUGAAAAUUUAACUUCAAUCGAGAUAUCUGGAGUAUGGAUGAUUGUUUUUAAAUAUUAAGUACUUAAAAUAAGUUUAAGUUAUCUCUCAAAAAGUAUAUAAUUAUACGACCAAUUAUUUUAAUAAUAAAAUAAAAACAUAAUAUAAAAUUAA